Messenger RNA from Phymastichus coffea, 1073 nucleotides. It is a transcript of the gene BCL7-like, whose product is annotated as B-cell CLL/lymphoma 7 protein family member B. Bases 130 to 522 code for a protein of 130 amino acids. The record is from RefSeq and is a predicted model, not a curated record. Lineage: Eukaryota; Metazoa; Arthropoda; Insecta; Hymenoptera; Eulophidae. The transcript has 4 exons.
CCUGUACAGCUGAGGCCCCAGAGCGCUUCCUUUAUUUUUAACAAUCUACUAGUAGUUAGAUGUGGUUUUCAUAGUAGAACUGUAACUGUUAAAAGUGAUUUAUGCAAAUUAAAAAACUGAAAUAAUAUCAUGAUGUCUCGAUCAGUGAGAGCAGAAACUAGAAGUAGGGCUAAAGAUGAUAUUAAACGAGUUAUGCAAGUUGUUGACAAAGUUCGCCAUUGGGAAAAAAAAUGGGUUACAAUAGGUGAAACUACUAUGAAAAUUUAUAAGUGGGUUCCUAUAUCAACAUCAGAGCAAAAAAAAAAAACUAAAAUUACAAUAGAAAAAGAAAAUGGCUUAGUAAGAAAAACUGAUUUGAGCUCAACAAAUACAAGUUUUGGAUUAACAGAAGAUUCAAAUACAUGUUUUUCUACUGUGAGUGAUUCUCAAGGGUUAACAGAUUUUUCAGCUCAGUUAGGAUUUUCUGAAGACUCUAAUUCGCAAAAUAGUGAGCCAAUGCCGAAGAGGCUAAAGACUGAUUGAAACUAUCUCAAUGAAUUGUAAACAUUUUAUGACUUGAUAAGUGCUUAACUAAUGAAUGAAUUUUUAUUUGCUGUAUGGUGUGCAUGCUAUGUAAUUGUAAAUGUAGAAUUGGAGAAGUUUGAUGAUAUUCAAACAUCUAUAUUUAGUGAGAAGUUUGAGAGCGUUGUGACAUGAAUUGUCUUCAGAGACGAUUGAUUAUAAUUAAGUUUUAACAUUUAAAAGUGCAGUUUAAUGUACAUUGAACAUCACCUUAACUUUAAUUUAUGAUUUAUUUCAAAUUCUUUAAAAAUUGACUUUAAAUUAGAUAAUGUGAAUGGAAAAUAUGUAUAUUUUUAAAUUAAAAAAUAUUGAUUUAUCAAUGUAAUGUAUACAAAAGUCGGAUACCUUUUUAUAUCUUUGAGAACACAUAUUACAAAGAUAGUACAAUUUAGGUACAAUGAAAUUGUAUAUACUUUAGACAAUAGGCGGAUAAUAGCAUUUAUGAGUUUUUACUAGAAGAUAUAUUAACAAGUGAAACAUCAUCAUUCACUUAAACAUGAACAAGAUCAUGA